Molecule: messenger RNA, 3782 nt
Organism: Cyprinodon variegatus (sheepshead minnow)
Lineage: Eukaryota; Metazoa; Chordata; Actinopteri; Cyprinodontiformes; Cyprinodontidae
Gene: robo4
Product: roundabout guidance receptor 4
Exons: 18
Coding region: 215-3475 (1086 amino acids)
Biological process (GO): axon guidance; cell-cell adhesion
Cellular component (GO): plasma membrane; axon
Molecular function (GO): protein binding
Source: RefSeq, a predicted model, not a curated record
UCUUCCCCAGGGGAGUGAAGGAACUGAAAGAGGAGGUAGACUGGAAUGAAUGAAGGAUCUAGACCAACAUGAGGGGAAAAAGGAGCUUUGGAAUAAGCAAACAGCACGACUCUGGGUUUUAAAUUUUUACUCAGGACAGGUUGAGAGUUAGAUGAUCAGUGUUCAGAACGUCUGCAUUUACGGGCUGAAGCACUGCAUGAAGUAAGAGGUGAAGAUGCGUGUUCACGGGUGGCUGCUUUGCGUUUUCUGCUUCCACUCCUGCAUUGGGUUCUCACAGCGGUGUAGGUUCCACAAUAUUUGCCAAAUGGAGAGAGGCGUGCUGGACGGGGGCUCAAAGGGCCGUGUCAAAGAGCAUGUCGGUCACAGCGUGGGACACCAGGAGGCGCCUCACAGGAACAGGCCCCACCGGAGAAAAGGUACCAGAGCUCAGACUGAGGACAUAGCACCAAGCAUUGUCCACCAGCCCUCUGAUGUGGUGGCGAAACUGGGCGACCCUGCCACUCUCUCAUGCCGGGUGGACGGUAGCCCCAAGCCCACCAUCGAGUGGCUGAGGAACGGUCAACCCCUGGGGACAGAGAUGGGGGCUGGCCCGGGUCAACCCCUGGUUCUGUCAGAGGGGAGCCUGUUCUUUCUAAGAGUUGGAGGAGGCAAGCGAGGCCAGUCCCAUGAGGGCGUCUACGCCUGCGUUGCCAGAAACAGCGCCGGUGUGGCCAUCAGCCGCAACGCCUCGUUGUUUAUAGCAGUUCUUAAGGAUGAGUUCAGAGCAGAACCUAGUGAUGUGGAGGCGGCUGAAGGGGAGGCGGCCGUCUUAAAUUGUGAGCCACCGCUGGGACACCCAGAACCUAAUGUAUUGUGGAAGAAGGACGGCAUUCCCAUCAACAACACGGACCCCCACUACACAAAGCUGAGUGGGAAGCUGAUCGUUGAGCCUGCAGAGAAGAGCCAUUCUGGGUCUUAUGUCUGUGAAGCCAGAAACAUUAUGGGAGUGAGACAGAGCAGGCCGGCUCGGCUUUCUGUGCUGGCCAAACCUGCUUUUGUUCUGAGGCCAGAAAAUGUGUCUGUGAGGACGGGAGAGUCCGCCCACUUCCACUGCCAGGCUAAAGGUGACCCCCCUCCUGCUGUGGCGUGGAGCCGAGACCGAAGCCCUCUGCCCAACGGCAGGUAUCUCAUCAACCCAGACCAGACUCUGCAGCUCCAUUAUGUGACGGCGCAGGAUGCUGGCCAGUACACCUGCACUGCUGCCAAUCAUGUAGGUGUUGUCAGGGCCACCGCAACGCUUCAAGUCCAAGAAGCUCCCAGAAGUGAACAGAGGGAUUUCCACAGAGAGCUUUCCGCCUUACGAGUGGCUCUAGAUAACGUCGCCAUGGCGGCCUCUGGAUCCAACAUGUCUCUGGUUCAGUGGAAGCUCCAGAACUUCCCAGCUCAGCCACACUACCUGGAUGGCUUUGAGGUUCUCUAUCGCUCCCUGCUGCCUGCCAGCUCCGACUGGGCAGGAAAGAAGGUCUCACUGCCGAGCUUCCAGACGCAGGUGGGACCCCUGAAGAGGGGCUACAAGUAUGAGUUCAAGGUCCGUCCUUAUGGCAGCAGCUUGUUUGGAAGGGAGAGCAACACCCGGCAUCUCAGGGUCCCUGAGACAGUGCCCAGUGCCCCCCCACAGGCAGUGUCCAUAACAGUGGACCAUGAGAAGAACAACAGCAUCCGUCUGAGCUGGGAGCCUCCUCCUCAUGACAGCCACAAUGGGGUCCUCCAGGGCUACCAGGUGUGGUGUGUGGAUUCGGAGGAGCAGCAGCAUCAGAACUGGACGGUGGACAGCGGUCAGCACAGCCUGGACAUCUCCUCCCUGAAACCAGACAAACAGUACUGGAUCACCAUGGCGGCUGUGAACGGUGCUGGAGUCGGCGCGCUUAGCGACCCUCACGGGUUUUUCAUCAACCCACAGCUUGGAGCCGCCGCACACUGGGACAGAAAACCUGCCCUGGCCCUGCUCCAGGAGCCGGCGUUCAUUGGCAGCGUUGGUGCCCUUCUGUGGUGCCUUCUGAUGAUUGCAGCUGUUGUUCUGUUCAGAUGCCGCAGCAGCAGGGGGCGCCUGUUAGCUCAGCAUGGCAAGGCUAAAGGUCUGCGUAGAUUGGCCAGUGAAGAUCUCAUCAUCAAACACAGAAACCUUCCUGUGAUGCUUGAAGGUCUCCCAGUCUCCUCCAAGCAGGACGGCGGGAUCCUGGACUCAGCUGUUCCCAUUGUGACAGACAGCUGUGGCGUCUAUGGAACCUUCUAUGUGGACCUGCAGGGGAGGGGCCUGAAGACCUUCAGCAGUCCUGGACGCUGCCCUAAAAUGCCUCAUGCUCCGCCUGAUCAGCAAGGAGCUGAGACGAUCCAGAUCUGCUCUCAGCCCAGCUCCAAGUCCUCCUCCCUCAGCGGCCAGGAAGCUCUGCCCUGGAAGCAGGCCAUAAGGCCUCAGCCUAAGAUGGGCGUGCUGAGGGAAUCAUGGGAGAAGAGGAACUGUGGGAAGCAAGAGCUGCACGCAGUAAACAGCGUCCCCGUGCUUUCCUCCAGGAAAGCCUGGCCCUCCACUUUCUGCACACAGAGACUCAGUCACAUUCCAGCAGGACGCCAUGGUGGAGCUGCAGACUGUGGAGAAGCUGCUGCUGGAUCUCGCCUGCUGCAUUAUUCUGCUUCCCUGCAUCUAGUGGACCUGCUGCCCCCCCCACCGCCGACGGCCACAGAGAGAAACACCCUGUCCUCAGAUGAAGGUUCCAGUGAGUCCACAAAGCUUACAGAGGACAUGGGCUCCAUCCCUUCAAUAAGUCCUUCAUCAGGCUACCGUGGACAAGCAGGAGACAUCAGGCGCAGCUCCAGCCACCCGUCCACUGCAUCAUACUCCACUUUAAUGGAUAACGAUCAGAGUGCCUCCCUGACAGCAAAGGAAGCCACCGAGUACCUGGAGCUCAGCCCAAAACCUGAGAGAUACAGCAGUGUCUUGCCCUCCCUGCCCCUCAGCUUCUCCUCCACCCUGGGCAGCACCUGUGGGCCGGUUAGCUCCGCUGAUCUGGAGGAUGAGGAGGCACCUGCUGGAACUCCAUCUUUACAGGCCAUGCUGCAUCGUCCUCGCUUUCAGAGCUCGCCAUCCUCCUGCUACAGCGACUGGGACAGCUCUCUGUGGAACACCUGGAGCUCUGCCAUGGACAGCAACCGAACCAGCCUCAUCAGUUCUGUGGACAGCUGCUACACCAACGACAGCUCCACAUUUGCUCACCUGCUGGCUGUGGCUGCAGAGCGCAGUGGAGCCUCUCUGUCAGACUUCUCUCCGCCGGCCUCCCCUCUCAGCGCCUUGUACCCGUCGCUCUGCCCGGACGGUGAUGCCUUCAGGGACCUGGAGGCCGUCCCUGCGUGGGACUGGAGCAUGGCCUGGCUGGAGGAGAUGGACGCCCAGUACAGAGCCCACUAUCCCAGCAGAAGCACCAGACCCUCGAACACAUAGAAGCUCAGAUCCCACUGCUGCGUUUCUCCAGCCUGAAUUUGAAAACGUCGGCGUUUCCAAUUGUUUCUAACAGUUUUCCUUCUUUACCUCAGGGCACUUCAGCUACUGUAAAUCUAUGAAACGACUUUCAGAGCCACAGAAGUUUUCUACUUGAAUCAUUUUACUGAAAGAUGCAAGCAGAGAUAUCUGCAGCAGGAUCCAGAGACACGGACACUCUGACAGAAAACACGUUUCCUGUUUUUGUUGCAGGAUUUUAUUCAGAACUUGCUUUAAACCAAUUUAAAGCUUUUUGGUUUUAUUUGUUCUC